Messenger RNA from Sphaerodactylus townsendi, 1204 nucleotides. RefSeq names its product ADP ribosylation factor like GTPase 4D (gene ARL4D). The record is from RefSeq and is a predicted model, not a curated record. The coding region runs from base 163 to 756 and encodes 197 amino acids. Gene Ontology annotation, biological process: intracellular protein transport; vesicle-mediated transport. The transcript has a single exon. Gene Ontology annotation, molecular function: GTP binding; GTPase activity. NCBI's taxonomy places the organism in Eukaryota, Metazoa, Chordata, Lepidosauria, Squamata, Sphaerodactylidae. Gene Ontology annotation, cellular component: cytoplasm.
CCAGCAAGACACGACCAAGAGGCAUUGUGUUAAUGCCAUUGUGUUAAUGCUUGUGUUAACGCCGCCCUUGUGUGUUCUGCCGCCCCAGAUUUGCUGCGAGCCCUCGCACCCCAGCCCCAAGCCGCUCCAAGGUCUGCCUCCCGCUCGCCCGCCCAGUGGACGAUGGGGAACCACAUGGCUCCGGUACCCGCCCUCCUGCCCCCCCUGCAGGCUCUGCACGUGGUGGUGGUGGGGCUGGACGCCGCCGGGAAGACCUCCCUGCUCUACCGCCUGAAGUUCGAGGAGUUCGUCAACAGCGUGCCCACCAAAGGCUUCAACAUGGAGAAGAUCCGGGUGCCGCUGGGGAGUUCCCGGGCCAUCACCUUCCAGGUGUGGGACGUGGGCGGCCAGGAGAAGCUGCGCCCGCUGUGGAAGUCCUACACGCGCCGCACGGACGGGCUGGUCUUCGUGGUCGACUCCGCAGAGGCCGAGCGCCUGGAGGAGGCCCGGGUGGAACUGCACCGGAUCGCCCGCGCCACGGACAACCAGGGGAUCCCUGUGCUGGUGCUGGCCAACAAGCAAGAUGCGGCCCGGGCCCUUUCGGUCGCCGAGGUGGAGAAACUCCUCGGCCUGCAUGAACUGGGCACUUCCACGCCCAGCCACAUCCAGGGGUGCAGCGCCGUCAGCGGCCUGGGGCUCCAGCAGGGCCUGGAGAAGCUCUACGAGAUGAUUCUGAGGCGUAAAAAGGUCCUUCGCAGCAGCAGGAGGAAGCGCUGAGGGAGGGGGCGGGGAUCCGCACUUGUGAUCCUGCAGGGAGGACUGGCUGGGGACUUUCUGUGCCCCCCAAGACACAGUGUGUUGCUCUGGGACGAUUCCUAGAUCAAGAACGGGUGAGCUGCGGACUUUUCUGGUGGACUUGGUCCCUUUCUGGUGGACUUGGACAUUUUGAUUCGUGGAGCCUGGGCGUCACGUGGACCGGAAGGUGGCCAGCGGGGCACUUUCCCGUGCCGUUCUGGAGAAUGGGGCUCCCCAGGAGAGGAAGAGGGGGGUCUCCCAGAGAGCAGGAGGCUGCAUCCGGGGAGUCCGUCCAACCCACCUUGCCUCAACCAUCAUUUGUUUGUAUCUUUUAAAAAAUGCUUUAAGGGGCCGUUUGUGGGCUCCCGAGUUGUGUGUGUGUUUGUAAAGAAGUGAAACCUAAAUUAUUAAAAAAGGGUAUUUUGCAAAA